Molecule: messenger RNA, 1701 nt
Organism: Sorex araneus (European shrew)
Lineage: Eukaryota; Metazoa; Chordata; Mammalia; Eulipotyphla; Soricidae
Gene: EZHIP
Product: EZH inhibitory protein
Exons: 3
Coding region: 1-1701 (566 amino acids)
Cellular component (GO): nucleus
Source: RefSeq, a predicted model, not a curated record
AUGGCGACCCGGUCGAACAGGGAUCGGAAGAAGCAGCAAGGUGAGGGAGACUCCUUUGGGCCAGGCCGUGGAGAAGCCGUAUUCGGGGACAAAGCGGUUUUCUCUUUCUCUUCCCUGGCUGCAGGUGUCGUCGUCAGCACUGGGGGCAACCUGGGAACACCCUCAAUGAACGCCGGCCUUCAGAGUGCCCGGAGUGCCCAUCAAGACCUGAGGAGUGUGAUGCCGGGGACAAGCCAAGGGGCAUUUGUCUUUGCUACCAUUUUCACCCCAGCAGCAGCUGCCCUCAGUGUCUGCCUUCCCUUAGGGAAUCGGGCUUCCUGCAGGGGCCGAGCGCUCCGCCGUCGCAGGACACCAUCACGCAUCAUGCUCUGCUGCAGAGAGCCUGGGCCGAGCACCAAAGGCUUAGGUCCUCCGAAAGUCCAGCAUCCGGCACCUGCUGCUCGGCCUCAGCCUGGAACCAAGUCGCGCUCUGCAGUCCGCGCAGGGGCGGAGGAGCCGCGCCCAGCUGCCAGUCCUCGUCCUCCGCAUAGGCCCGAGUUGCCCAACCCCGAGUUGCGUCCUGCAGCCCGAAACCCCGUGCCAAAGCCGAAACCCGCUAGCUGCUCCUCAAGACGUGCUCCGCUGCACCCAACAGCCAGCCGCAGUGCACCAGAUGUGUGCUCGGCUGUCAGCCUUCGUCCUCGGCCUACAGCACAGCGGCACCCUGCAGUCCGCCGCCUUGUAUGGGAGGGAGGCUCAGUCACCCGUGGCCGUCCUGCCAUCUGCGACCGCAACGGAUCUGGGCCAGGCCCUGCAGCCCGUCGCCGGCGUGGUUCUGGGCCAAGCCCUUUGUCCAGCUGCUGCAGCAGUGUUUCUGAGCGGCCCUCUGGCGCCCGCAGCUGCCCCACAUCUGGGCCAGGCCCAUCCUCUGGGUCAAGCCCCAUUCACCUCCGGAGCCGUGUGAUCCAGAGCGGCCCGGCCCGCUUCAGCAGCAGUAUGAAUCCAGUCGUUGUCCUGCGGCGUUGCAGCACCCAGCCUCCAGAAGCACUCAGCCUCCAGAAGCACUCAGCCUCCAGAAGCACCCAGCCUCCAGAAGCACUCAGCCUCCAGAAGCACUCAGCCUCCAGAAGCACCCAGCCUCCAGAAGCACUCAGCCUCCAGAAGCACUCAGCCUCCAGAAGCAGCCCCAGUCCGCAGGGGCCACCUUGCCAGAGCCCUCCCUAUUCCCCUGGAUGUGGCUUACAAAGGCAUGUCUACCAGAAUAGGUCGCGCUCUCCCGAGGCGGCUGAGGUCAAGAGCUUUAAGUCAGAGCCUGAAUGGCAUGCAGUCCGUAUGCGUGCCUCUUCGCCUUCGCCUCCUGGUAGGUACUUCCUUUUUCGCUGGAGGCUGGCCGGAGGAAGGUUAGUCACUCACUCUUCCUCCUCUCCACCCUCCCCGGUUGCUCCACCUUCUGCCUCCUCCCCUGCUCCUCUUUCCUCUCCCACGUGCCCAGCUGCUGUCUCCUUCCCCGAGUCUCCUGGAAGGAAGAACUCCCCUACCUUUGAUAUUCUUAGUGGGAACACAUCUUCCCACUUUGGUGGUCUGGCCUCCAUCCCCACAGCUAGUCCCGGUAGCCUGAGGCGUGCCUUUAUGCCAGAGCUUUGUGCUCUAGAUUCUGCCGCUUCAGGACAUCUGUGGGAUAUGGAGAACAAACCUCCUGGCCCUGAAGCCCCUGGGCUGUGA